Messenger RNA from Fimicolochytrium jonesii, 720 nucleotides. RefSeq lists its product as uncharacterized. The transcript has 2 exons. Bases 1 to 720 code for a protein of 239 amino acids. The record is from RefSeq and is a predicted model, not a curated record. Lineage: Eukaryota; Fungi; Chytridiomycota; Chytridiomycetes; Spizellomycetales; Powellomycetaceae.
AUGUCAGACAACAAUCAAAACCCCGCUUUCAACCAUAAAUUCUGCCUAAGUGUGCUCAAUCGCAUUAAGGACAGCAAUAAGGAUCACAGAUCCAUGGUUUCGUCCUGUAACGUACUGAGCGAUCAACUUCAUCUUGUAAAAAAGCCUAAAGAUCUACUUUCGUCAAUCGAGAAAAAAUGGUCGAAUAAGCAUACCCGCGCCAAUAAAGUGAAGUUUCUCUCGAAAGUCCUUAGAAAUAUGAGCGCUAAAGAAAAGCGGAUUCUUUUUGAUAAUGAAAAAGAUCUUAGCGACGAGAUGGUCGAUAAGCAAUUCAAUGAGGAUAUCCUCGAACACUUCACCAAGAUGUCCCUUUCUCCUGAAGAAAAAGAGAAACGCCAAAAGGGAAACGAUGAACAAAAAAUGACCGAACUGGAUCUUGAAAACUAUGUUCCGUUUCUUGAUAUAGUCGGCAAAAUCAAAGAAGUCCUUUCCACGCUUACAAGUGAGAAUAUUAUCAAGAAUCAAAUGCUUGUUGCCCUGAUCAUAUUUUGGUCAAGCGAUAAAAUGUUGAGAGGGGAUAUCUCCACCACAUGUUUCGAUCAAAACGCGGAUGUUUACAUUGAGAGUGACUGUUCUAAAAUAGUUGUCAAAGAUGCAAACAAGACAGGUCGUUCCCACGAAAUCAAUCUGAAAGGUAACGGGAGAAAAACGGAGGCGAUCCAACAGAUGAAUGGUUUCUGA